UUCUUAAAUUACAGUGUUUUAAAAUCUCUGGAAAUCUUUAGAAAUCUCUAGAAAUCUUUGGAAAUCUCUGGAAAUCUUUAGAAAUCUUUGGAAAUCUUUGGAAAUCUUUAGAAAUCUUUAGAAAUCUUUGGAAAUCUUUAGAAAUCUUUGAAAAUCUCUUGGAAUCUUUCAGAAUCUUGAAAUCUUGAAAUCUGCUUUUUCCCCCUUGUAAAAAUCGCUACUUUAAGCGAUUUUAUCGCGAUAUAAUCUCACAAUUAAUCGGCAUGAUAAAUCGCGAUAAAUCGCCGAUUUUUAAGCAAUUUUCACCACAUGGAGAUAUUUCAGAAAAAACUUGUUGAUAACAAGUUUUUAUGCUCUUAUCAAAAUAAUUAACUUGUUUUAUUUCAAAAACCAUACAUUUUUUUCUUCUGUUUCUCAAUCUAUCUCAUUUGUUUAAUCGAUAUGCGCUUUAUUUUUAAAAAAAUGCUUUCGAAACUGUAUCAGUUCAGUUAAACUUAUCUCAUACAUUUUUUGUGAAGAUCAAAUUUAGGUUCGAGCCAUUGUCGAAAGAGAAGCGUUACGUUAUUGGUAAAGAUCAAGUGAAUAAAACUUCAUUCUCUAAAUGUGCGAAACAUCUUUUUUUAAAAUUAACUUCUACCUAUACCUUCAAAUUAUAAGAAAAUACUUAAAAAACAAUGCACAAAACGCUCAAGAUUCGGCCUUUUCGAAUGAGUGAUAUUUUGACUGUUUUGUUACGUUGAUGAUUUUCCUUUAAAAUUGAUAAAAACUUUUUAAUAAUUAGCUGUUUUCUUCAAGGUAAAAAUCUAUAAGCAUCUAGAAUGAAAGUUCGCCCCUAAUAUCACUUUUAUCUUAUGAACAAACUUCAUAAACUAGCCGGUUUUUACCAGUCUGGAAUUAUUUUUUAGACCGACCGGACCGAACCGGUCUAAAAAUUUUAGACGGGUUACAACUCUGCUCUACAUCAUAGAAAAUCUCUAAUAAUAAAAUUUAAACUACAGGACUGCACGAUGAACUGAAAAAAAAGGGUUUCCAGUGAUAAAAAUCACUAGAAACCAUCAAAAAGUGAAAACAAUGUUGAAAUUUAUCUAAUAUGGCAAGACAAAGCUAUUACAAAAAGAAUGAUGAUUUUUUAUUGCAGAUGCUUCAACUGAGGCUGUAGCAGCAGCCACCAGUACCAUAAACACUGAAGCCAGCUCCAUUACUCUACAGAUAUCGACCAUGGCAAUCAACCCUCGAGUAAAUAGAGUGAUUCCCAAUAUUCCAGUAAAUGCCCGAUGGGCACAGAAUGCGGUGACUGUUGCAAAAGGCAAUGGAAAAGGCGAUGCUCUCAAUCAACUUAACGACCCUUGCGGCCUCUCCGUUGAUGAUGAUCAAAUGAUUGUCAUCGCUGAUUGUUCCAAUCAUCGUAUCGCUCAAUGGAAGGCGACUGAUACGAAAGGACACGCUGUAGCUGGUGGUCAUGGCCCAGGAUAUCAAUUGAACCAAUUGAAUUGUCCAACCGAUGUGCUGAUCGACAAAGAGACAGACAGUCUCAUUAUUUCUGAUCAAGAUAAUCAACGAGUUGUACGAUGGUCUCGUCAUAGUGACACAACUGAAGGAGAGAUCCUCUUCAACAAUAUCCGUCCUGGGGGAUUGGCCAUGGACGACCAGAGAUAUCUCUACAUCUCUGACAUUGACAAUGAUGAAGUGCGACGAUAUCAAAUAGGAAACAAGAAUACAAUUCGCGUAGCUGGUGGGCAUGGCCAAGGUCAUGACCUUAAUCAACUCAACUAUCCGACUUAUCUCUUUGUCGAUCGACUACAGGCUGUCUACGUGUCAGACUUUAAAAAUCAUCGUGUGAUGAAAUGGGAUAAAGGUGCAACAGAAGGGAUUGUUGUCGCUGGGGGUCACGGCCCAGGGAGUGACCUGAUGCAAUUAUCGUAUCCUCAGGGGCUCUUCGUCGAUACGUUGGGUACUGUCUAUGUGGCAGACUCUUGCAACAACCGAGUGAUGCGUUGGCCUCGAGGAGCAACAGAAGGCACUGUUAUUGCAGGUGGAAAUGGCUCCGGAACACAAGCAAAUCAGUUGAGUUGGCCCAGGGGUUUGUCCUUCGAUCAUGUUGGCAAUCUCUAUGUCGUCGAUUGGCAGAAUUAUCGUGUUCAACAAUUCUCUAUCAAAUAGACUUCAAUCAAUUGAUUAUUUUUUUCUUUUUCUCAAAUAAAUCACGUUGAAUUGAUGAAAAGAAUGGCUAUUCUAUUCCUAGGGGUGUGGGUGUGGGCGGGGUGUGGAUGUGGGUGGGUGUGGGUGUGAGUGUGUGGGUGUGGGUGUGGGUGUGGGUGUGGGUGUGGGUGUGGGUGUGGGUGGGUGUAGGGUGUGGGUGUCGGUGUCAGUGUGGAUAUCUUCUCGUAACACACACCCACACCCACACUCACCCCACACCCACACACACCCCCACACUCACCCACACCCACACCCACACCCCACACCCACCCACACCCCCCACACCCACCCACACCCACACCCACACCCCCACCCACCCACAUCAGUCAGGGCACCUAAGAAACUCGAAAUUUCCGUAACUUGACCAGCUACAGUCCCUAGAACGAACUAAACACUGAGAAGCUCUUCUCUUAAUCUGCCCCCUCCCCACCAAAACUCAUGCGACGAAACCCCCAAAAAGCAACAUGAAUCCAUCCAGCUCAAAGCGAAAAAUACCACAGAGAACCCUCAACUAUACUGAAACACCAUACAGAUCCAAAUGGCAAUCAAUAUCAGAUUCUCGAUAAAAGUUCGGUCAGCUGAGAUGUAGAACACCUAACAGCACCAGCCCGUCCCUUCCAGAACCUUCCCAUUACCGCCUUUAUUCCUAACAACACCAAUAUUUAUCUAAUGACCAGCACAGAAACUCUUACGACUCUAUUUAGCAACGAAUUCGGCAUCUGCCACAACCACCUAGAACUAUAGCACAGAAACAUGAUCGGUUCGGGACUCUGGACAAUAUCUAACAGCCGAAUAUCCCCUCUAAAACCAGUGUUUUUCCAUGAACCUUCGUUUUUUGCCUGAUAACCCCGUCUGAAAAUAGCACCAUUCAAUUCAGAAUCGAAUUCUGAAUCCAGCACAACCAACUAGAAGAAUAGCACUGGUGAGCAAGCGAAUCUGGACAAUAGGGGGCGAAUCUGGACAAUAUAUACCGGCCCAAACCUCCUCCAAAAACCAGCUUUUCCCAUGAACCCUCGAUUUUUGCCUGCCACCCCCCCCUGAAAAUGACACCAUUGGGUUCAGAAUAAAAUUCUGCAUCCAGCACAUCUAUCGAGAACAAUAGUACAAAGACACAAUCGAAUCGGGACAACGUAUACUUCCAACAAUAGGCUCCGGUUCCAGUUUUUCUAGGAGUGAGCCCCAUUUUUUGGUAGGUAACCCCCCCCCCCCCCCCCUUGAAAAUGAUAUUAUUCGAUUCAGAAUCAAACUCUGCAUUCAGCACAACGAACUAGAAGAAUAGCACAGGUG
Molecule: messenger RNA, 3486 nt
Organism: Rotaria sordida
Lineage: Eukaryota; Metazoa; Rotifera; Eurotatoria; Philodinida; Philodinidae
Source: the annotation of a GenBank genome assembly